CUUGGAAGUCCUCUUCUCAUGAUCCGCCAUUAGCAAGAGGCUUGUGGUGGAUUCGAUUGCAAAAUGCAGAUUUUCGUGAAAACCCUUACGGGGAAAACUAUAACCCUUGAGGUUGAGCCUUCUGAUACCAUCGAAAAUGUCAAGGCCAAGAUCCAAGACAAAGAAGGUAUCCCGCCCGAUCAGCAGAGGUUGAUCUUCGCUGGGAAGCAGCUGGAAGAUGGACGUACUCUGUCUGACUACAACAUUCAGAAGGAGUCCACUCUGCACCUGGUGCUGAGGCUGCGAGGUGGUGCCAAGAAGAGGAAGAAGAAGUCCUACACCACGCCCAAGAAGAACAAGCACAAGAGGAAGAAGGUCAAGCUCGCUGUGCUCAAGUACUACAAGGUUGACGAAAACGGCAAAAUCCACCGCCUGCGGCGCGAGUGCCCGGCGGACGAGUGUGGCGCCGGCGUCUUCAUGGCCAGCCACUUCGACCGGCAGUACUGCGGCAAGUGCUGCCUCACUUACUGCUUCAGCAAGCCCGAGGACAAGUGAGACCAUGGACUGUAACCAAUAAAGCCUCCACCACCCA
Molecule: messenger RNA, 571 nt
Organism: Anguilla rostrata (American eel)
Lineage: Eukaryota; Metazoa; Chordata; Actinopteri; Anguilliformes; Anguillidae
Product: ubiquitin-ribosomal protein eS31 fusion protein
Exons: 6
Coding region: 64-534 (156 amino acids)
Biological process (GO): modification-dependent protein catabolic process; protein ubiquitination; translation
Cellular component (GO): nucleus; cytoplasm; ribosome
Molecular function (GO): structural constituent of ribosome; ubiquitin protein ligase binding; protein tag activity
Source: RefSeq, a predicted model, not a curated record